ACCAUUCUCCUUAUGUUACCAUUUCAAAACUGAAAAUGAAAUUAGAUCUGCAGCUUGUAAAUAGUUCAAAUGGCGUGUUCUACGCUGGCCAGGUGGUAGAGGCUGUGGUGCAAGUACAUGCGCAACAUGAAGAGGAAAUCAGAGGUAUCAAAAUCAAAUAUAAGGGAAAAGCCAAAGUGGAAUGGAAAGAAGGUAGCGGAGAGGAAGAAAGGGAAUACGAUGCAAAGGAAAAAUAUUUUGAACACGAGCAAUGGAUCAUAAGUGGAGGCUAUGUUCUGCAGCCAGGAACCAAUAGCUACCCUGUCAAUUUCAUUUUGCCACCAAACCUGCCAUCCUCAUUUGAGAGUUACUAUGGUUACAUAAGGUACAAUGUCAAGGCCAAAGUGGACCGUGAAGGGAAGGACUACAAAGUACAGUACCCAUUUACAGUACUGAGUCAUGUGGAUUUGAACCUGAAUCCUAAUUGUGCGAUGCCGGCCCAGCUACAGGACUCUAAGAUGAUAUGCUGUCUGUGUUGUGCAACUGGUCCUGUCACUGCGGUCUUCAGAAUAGAUCGUUCUGGUUACGUUCCAGGGGAGGCUAUUGUCAUUAAUGCAGAGAUUGUCAACAACUCUGACAGGUCAAUUUCAUCUUCCAGGGUCAAACUUAUAAUGAACUUAAGAUAUUAUGCUGAUGGCAAUACCCGUUUUGAAAAACGAGAUGUAGCAAAGGUGGAACACGGUCCAAUAGAACCACACGGGUCAGAUGUUUGGAGUGGCGACCGACUUGUCAUUCCACCCAUCCCUCCAUCCCCACUGGCCAACUGUAACAUCAUACAUAUGGAGUAUAUUGUGGAGUUGAAGGCUGAUGUUGACAACACUCCCUUUGAUCUGGAGGUGCCACUGAAUGUCAUCAUUGGGACAGUUCCCCUACAAACAUACCUACCCCCUCCAGUACCAAUGCCGGAACUUCCUGUAGACCCCAAUGGCAUCAUGUUGAGUGAGGCUGGUGGACAACCUAUCACAGUACAGCCAGGAGCCAUUCCUAUUGUUCCUCCCCCAUCUUAUGGUAACUGUGUGUUUGGUAAAGUGGACAUCACUAGUGAGAGGGAAGGAGAUGAAAGGAAGAUGAUGGAAUACACACCCCAGUAUGCUUACUACAACUACGGAAAUUAAACCUAGCUCACCAAGAACCACCCAAUUAUACACCUUGAGAAACUUAUCUCAUCAAUAAACACCACAGUAUACUUACUACAACUAUGGAAACUGUAUCUCAUCAAUAUACACCCAUAUAUGCUGCUACGGAAACUGACAUCACCAAUAACCCCCAGGAAUGCUUGCUACGGAAACCAACUUUUUAACAAUGUACAUCCCAGUCUGUGGAGAACACAUGGGGAAAGUCAAUCUGUCUCGGUACACUUCUACAACUACUCCGGUAUUUCUUUAAUUUCCAACUUUAAUGUGUUAAUCAUCCAGCUAAUGUUCAGAUUUUCUAAUGGUAGACGAUAACCAUGGCAGGGCCUGAGGAAUUUGGUCUUCCUUUAGUUAAAUGUAAUAAUUAUAAUGGACCAAAAAAGGAUGUUUAGAAAAACAGUUUCUUGUCAUGAAUAAAGUGCAUGAUUUCAAAAUUUCUACCAAGAAGGCUGUCUACCAAGAAGGCUGGGUGUUAAAAAGUGAUGCUAGAAUUCUGAAAAUAACCCUAAUGUUUUGUUCCCAUUGUUAACAGUUCAGAGUAUAGGAGAGGGAUGAAUUUAUUUAUCAUUGAAUGCCAGUAGUUUGAAUAUGUCUAUAUUAUUUACAUUUUAUAUGUAGGGACUAAGCUAGACUCUCGCUAAAUCUUAAAUAUUCUGUCACAACGCAUCAAACUUUUCUUACUGACUUUUUGUCUUGGUUACCUUAAUAAGCGCCCUCUCUAUAACCAUUUUUUAACCACACAGGGCGCUAAUUACGGUGAAUACUGUAUCUUUACUAUCUUAACAUAACCAGAUUAGUGGAGGGUAUAUAUGAAGUAAUCUCUGUUUUUCCCUGUGAUAUCUACUGUAAACUAUAGAAAGUCUCCCUAGUCAGGAAGCUUUUACUUCCCAAGCAUUAUGUAUAAACCGCCAAAAGGUCCUGCAUUUAGUUCAAGUUUGGUGUAUUUAUUUUUGUGAGUGUCUUUUCAAAUGUUUGGCCCAUAAUGACCUAAAAUGUAGAUGAGCCAUGCAGCAAUUCAAGAGCAAGCUUAUUAUUAAAAUCCAACACAAUUUUUAUAAGUUUCUGCAGCAGUAUGAUUGGAUGCAUAUAUACAUCUGUAUCAUGAGAUUGUUAAUUCAGGGUAAAAAACCACAGCUACUUACGUAGAAACUUUUGUACUUAAAUGCAGAUUAUUCUUUUGUUAACAUUUUAGAAUAGUGUUCCUAUUUUUGUAUCAAUGGGUUGUACAAUGUAUAUACAAUGCAAUACUUGUUUAGUUACGGAAAUUUGUACACAUGCUGAGAGAAGUCUUUGAUUGAGUUGUCUUGUGUUGUUUAUUCAGAUCAUGGGCAUUGUAUAUAUCAUACUGUUACAGUUGUAUUGUAGUUAUAGAUGCACAUGGCUUUUUUUUUCUACAUUUCUAAUAUCAAAACAAAUUACAUUUGUAUAUAAAAAGUUGUAACAAUUAGAUUGAUUUUAAUUUCUUUUGAAAGUGUCUCUGUCAUUAUGACAAAAUAAAACAGUAUUUGGUGGAAAUUAAUUUUCAUUAGUGUAAAUUAUGGAAUAAGAAGCUAUACAUGAUAAUGUCGGUUAUUGUGCCUUUUAUGUGUUACCAAUAUUGAAAAGAAACGGUCAAAAUCAGAUUAUUUCAAACUUUUUUGUUUUUAAUGGUCAAUUAAUUUUUAAUGUACAUGUACAUGUAUCAGGAGGUAUUUGAAUCUGUGAUUAAUCUAAAGUUACUGGAAAUUUUGAAGGUUGUUAAUUGUGAAGUUUAAAUAUAUUAAUAUUGUAUUUAAAUACAUUAAUAUUGGGAUAUUUCCUUAUUUCUGUUUAAAUAAGUUAAAAUGUAAAUAGCAUAGCAAUUAUAUUACAUAGCAAAUGUUGUCAUGAUCCAGUAUUGUUGGAACUAGGUUUUCUAUUCCCCAGUAUUACUCUAUAAUACUCUAUAUUUGUAUUCCAUGUUGUUUUUUUUACAUUGACCAUUCUUCUUUGCUGUAAAAUGCUUUCACUUUAUGUGCUUUAUAUAUACAGUGGUCCCCCUCUUAUGAGACCACCUAUGGGACAGGCAUCAGGUGGUCUUAUAACGGGGGUGGUCUUUGUUGAGAGUUUUGUCAUCUGAGUGAUGUCAAUGAGGUCAAUGAUAACACAAGCUAGUACAUAUUACAUUAUAUACAUAGACAAUUCAUUGUUAAGUUAAAAUGUGUUUUUCAAUGUUCUCUGACAAUAAUGUUUUGAAUUUGGUUUACUUGUUGCAUGUGUACUCAUACAUGUUAACAUAAUUCCCAUUGUUUUAAUACUUAGAUGUAGAUAAACAUACAGAUCAGUUGUAACAAAAUGUUUCAUUGCAUACUUUGAUUACUGUAUAGAUGUAACAAAGUGUUUUAUUGGCUACUUGAUAAUGUUACAGAAUGCUUCAUUGGCUGCUUAAUAAUGUUACAGAAUGUUUCAUUAGAUACAUAAUGUACUUCAAUUACUGUAGAUAUAACAAAAGUGUUUCAUUGGAUACUUGAAUUUGUGUAGUUGUAACAUACUGUUCCAUUGGUUAAUUUGAUGCACAUACAUUUGUAACAUGUUAUUGUAUUGGUUAAUUGCCGGUAUCUUAGUGUAUGUAGUUGUAAUAUACUCUUUUAUAGGCUGAUUUGAUGAACAUUCUGCAUUUACAUGUGUAGAUGUUUGAAAUAUCAAUAUAUAUCUGUGUACAUGUGUAAAUGAUGAUAUGUCGAUUACUUCCAGUAGUUUCAGGAUAAGAUAUCAAAUGUCCACAAUUUCUGUACUGUUUUGUUGACAACCUAUGACAUCAUUUGUUGAUAUUUAUAUGAUUUUUUACGAUUUUCUUUUAUCAAAGUUUCUGAUAUUUCAACUGUCAUUGCAAUGUUUUGUGCAAUCCUUUUUUGUUGUGAAAUUAACAAGAACUUCAAUUUAUUGUAAUUAUAACUUUGUUAUUUGAUAUUUUUAUCAUAUUUGAUGUUGAAGAUUUACACACAGUAAUUGAAGAGAUGAUAAGAUUGGAGAAUGUUCAUGCCGCUUAUUCCUUUAUUUAUACCUCACUAAUGGAUUGUGAGACCAAAAAUUGUAUAUUUCUAAUAAGAAUAUACCGUAUUCUACGUAAUUGGACAGCAUUACAUUUAGUUCAUCUGCUUGAAGAGCUAUCAAGUUUGUUGAAAUUAAUGACCUUGGCCUUCAUUUAGAGUCUCAUCCGUCAUAUGUUUUUAAAUCUUUAAUCCUAUCAUUAUGGUCAUGAUGUUAGGCCAGUAACAUGGUGGAAUGAAUGACCUUGACCUUCUUUCAAGGUCACAGGGUUCAAAGGUGUUCAAUCCUUACUUAUUAAAUAACACAUGUACAAAUGUUCUUCUUUUUAAUAUUUAAAAUCCCCAUGUUGUGAUAUUCCCUCAAACAUAUACUGAGAUUAACAGGCUUAUCAAAUAUAUUCAAAUGAAUGACCAUGAUCAAUUAAACCAUUUGUUCCUAAAUAUUAAAAGUGUAUGGUUACGCUUCUUUACCAGUAACGGAAAAGCAAUCCUGAAGUGUUAUUUUGAUCUUUAUACUCAAGCGUUUAUAACCACUGUACGAUCUAUUGUGAAUCUCGUAUUGUUCUGCCUUGAUAUUACUGCUGGUGUAGUUACAAUGUACAUCAUUUUGUCAUGUGCCUGAAAUGUUAGUCAAGUUUAUUAAAGCAAAUGAUACCUUUGUUUUA
Molecule: messenger RNA, 4845 nt
Organism: Pecten maximus
Lineage: Eukaryota; Metazoa; Mollusca; Bivalvia; Pectinida; Pectinidae
Product: arrestin domain-containing protein 3-like
Exons: 7
Coding region: 36-1154 (372 amino acids)
Biological process (GO): protein transport
Cellular component (GO): cytoplasm
Source: RefSeq, a predicted model, not a curated record